This is a messenger RNA of Thecamonas trahens ATCC 50062, 784 nucleotides long. Its product is annotated as SNF7 family protein. The record is from RefSeq and is a predicted model, not a curated record. The coding region runs from base 69 to 746 and encodes 225 amino acids. Gene Ontology annotation, biological process: late endosome to vacuole transport via multivesicular body sorting pathway; vesicle budding from membrane. The transcript is spliced from 2 exons. Gene Ontology annotation, cellular component: multivesicular body; ESCRT III complex. Lineage: Eukaryota; Apusomonadida; Apusomonadidae.
ACCUGUCGCAAGUAGUGCCCCCUCCCCCCCUUCUGGCUACAUAAGACGUGUGACAUACAUCGGUUGUUAUGGGUGGCGUGUUCGGCAAGAAGAAGGAUGGUGAUGGUGGGAACAAGUCCAACCACAACGACAUGGAGAUCACCGCCCAUGACCGUGCCGUCCUCGACCUGAAGAACCAACGGGACAAGCUCGGGAGGCAGAAGAAGAAGAUGGCGGCCAACAUGGAUCGGCUGCAAGGAAUGGCGAUGGAGCUGGUGCGGAGCAAGCAAAAGACAAAGGCGCUGCUGGUGCUGAAGAAGAAAAAGGUGAUCGUGUCAAACAUGGAGAAGAUCGAAUCCAUGCUCGACAACGUUCAGGAGCUCGUCGACUCGCUCGAGUUUGCCGCCCGCCAGGCAGAGGUCUUUGACUCGCUGCGGACCGGCGCCGACGCGCUCAAAGACAUCAACGCCCAAAUGGACAUUGACGAAGUUGAGCGCAUCAUGGACGACACCCAGGAGGCCAUCGAGUACCAGAACGAACUCUCCAAUGCCCUCGCAGGCAUCCUCCAGCCCGGUGAAGAGGAGGAUCUCGAGGCUGAGCUCGACGCGCUCAUCCUGGAUGAGGCCGCAGACAUGCCGUCGGUGCCUGUCGCUGAGCCCGGCGCCGACGGCAUCGAGGAGUACUCGUACGACUCGGACGUCGGCGUGGUUCCCGCCCGCUCGUCUGCUGCCCGCUCCUCGGGCCGAGUCGCCAUGGAGGCCUCGUAGCUGGUGCAGUAAAGCACGUCGCGUUCAAUGGCUCUGCA